GUUUUUUUAGGUGGAAAGUUGGAAACCCAGAAAAUGAAGUGCAUCAUACAAUUAAUAAAAAAUCUUAAUUUGAGGUUAAUCUGUUCAUCCGGCAGCUGCUCUGCUUGAUAUUUUCCUUAAAUUAUAAGUAAACAAUCAUUUCAACAAGACACAAAAUGGAUAUCAACAUAUCUUUUCUAACAGGCUUGGGCUGCGGAAUUUGUUUAGGAAUAUCCCUCUUUGCUAUUAGAAAUUACUUUGGUUCAGCCACAAAAGCAGCAAAAGCAAUCAAAAAGUUCGCUUCAAAUUCAGAGUACAAAUUAGUAUUGGUUGUUCGAACUGACUUGAAUAUGAGCAAAGGAAAAAUUGCGGCUCAGUGUGGUCAUGCAGCUGUCGGAGCAUUCGAAAAGGCACAGACACGAGACCCUGAAGGACUCAACUGCUGGCAACUGACAGGUCAAGCUAAGAUUGCCCUUAAAAUAGACUCCGUUGAAGAAAUAAAACAAAUAGCCGAUAAUGCGAAACAGAUGGGACUCAUAACUUCUUUGAUAAGGGAUGCGGGUAGAACUCAGAUAGCACCGAACUCAAUAACAGUGUUAGGUGUGGGUCCAGCUCCUAAAGAUGUGAUUGAUAAAGUAACGGGACAUUUGAAGUUAUUGUGAGAUUUUGGACUUAGAAGUUACUGGUUGGAAUCUAGUGAUGACUAUGCCCUGUAGAAUAAGAUGGGAGGAAACAUUAUGCAAUGUUCUAAGAUGAAGUAAUAAAGCAAUUUGUUACAUAUUU
Molecule: messenger RNA, 762 nt
Organism: Amyelois transitella
Lineage: Eukaryota; Metazoa; Arthropoda; Insecta; Lepidoptera; Pyralidae
Product: peptidyl-tRNA hydrolase 2, mitochondrial
Exons: 2
Coding region: 156-641 (161 amino acids)
Cellular component (GO): cytosol; mitochondrion
Molecular function (GO): peptidyl-tRNA hydrolase activity
Source: RefSeq, a predicted model, not a curated record